Molecule: messenger RNA, 2048 nt
Organism: Talaromyces stipitatus ATCC 10500
Lineage: Eukaryota; Fungi; Ascomycota; Eurotiomycetes; Eurotiales; Trichocomaceae
Product: C6 finger domain protein, putative
Exons: 4
Coding region: 284-1843 (519 amino acids)
Biological process (GO): positive regulation of transcription by RNA polymerase II
Cellular component (GO): nucleus
Molecular function (GO): DNA-binding transcription factor activity, RNA polymerase II-specific; zinc ion binding; transcription cis-regulatory region binding
Source: RefSeq, a predicted model, not a curated record
GAAUUCGCAACUCCAUUAUAUCAACUACCUCGUUGUUUUCUUCCUCUUGACAACUGGAAUAUAUCGAUUUGUCAGCACACAUCAGCAAGAUUGAGUGUUAGUCAGAGGAUCGAUACAUGCCUCUCCGCAUUAUAUUUUUAUUCCCUGAUAUUGAUAAGCAUCGGCCGGACUUUUGCAUCCCGACAUUUUCGCAAGUGCAGGACGGGGAACUCGUCUGAUGUGGCCCAUCCCCGUCCUCCGCAGUGCUCCAUAUUUCGCCGUUGAUCACAAAUAAAAUAUAAAGAUGUCUCGGUCUUUUACGGGCUGCAAGCGAUGCAAAGCAAGAAGGCAGAAAUGCGACGAGCAACACCCAGAAUGCGGACGAUGUAAGGCAUCUGGAGUGCAAUGUAGAUAUGCCAUGCAACUUCAGUGGGGUGGACGAGCCUUUUCACGAUCGAGAUUCGGUGCCUGUGUCGGACCUGGAAUGCAAAAACUGGAAUAUUCUCCGGGCGAGUUUAUCUAUACUACCGUGAAAUCUGGAAGUGCCUCGCCUGCAGAGUCACCAAAUCCUAACGGCGUCUCUUCACCGUCCUCUCCAUCUACUGAUCUGCCGAUGACACGUGCAAUUGAUCCAUUUUCGUCCUUAUCAACAAGUCAAAAAGCACUCCUCCACCAUUUCAUCAGCGAUGCAUCAAGUGUCACGUCAUGUCAUAGUGGAAUGCAGCAGGAGAUCUGUCAGAUGAUCGUCCCCAUGGCUUUACAAACACCUUCCCUUCUAUACGCAACCAUGGCGUUGUCCGCUAUCCACCUUGAGGCAUUGAAUAAUCAUUCCGGGACUGUCAAGGCUGCACCAGAUAUCGCAAGGCUGAUGGCACGGAGUCUGGAGCAUUUUCGCCUGGAAUUACAGGAUUCCUCGCGCAAAGGCUCGGACGCUCUCUUGGCCACGGCACGUACACUCUGUUUGGCCGAAAUACAUUCCGGUGCCAUUCAGCCGAACACGUGGAGGGCACAUGUGGAAGGGGCCAAGGCAUUGAUGAACACAACGUCACAAUCGUCGAACACCCCAGCAACAGCCUUUCGCAAAUAUCUCGAUCGCUGGUACCGAUCGAUAGUUGCGCUUACCGCUCUCAACGGAAAUGGGCCUCCCAUUGGCGAGACUACGAGUCACACAGCGACGACAGUGUCUGAUGAUGAUCCAGAUUAUCUGGACGACUAUUGGGGGUUCACUGUCCACCUGGCGGAUAUUUUCCGCGCCAUUGGAGCGUUAGCUUGGCAGCGACAUCAGGAGAGCAUUACCACUCCCCAGUUGAAAAAGUUGGAACUAGUGAAAAAGGAAGAGGAAGCAGAAUCAGAUUUUGACGAACAAGCAGCGAGAUUAGAAAAGUCGGUCCUCAGACUGAUAGCUCGUUACAGUCAGAUAGGUGGCCUUGUUUUCUACCCGGGAGUGAAGGAAAAGCUUUCCGAGGAGUCGAUACAGGAGUUUAUGUUAUGCAACGAAGCUUUUCAGCACACCGCGUUGAUACAUAUUCAUCGGCGGGUACGUAAAGUACCUGCUUCUUCACCUGAGGUGCAAUAUUCCGUGAAACGGAUCCUGGCAUGUACAUCUCAGAUUGUCCCCCGAAGCGGUCUGAGCCCUUGGGUCAUGCUCACUACGCCGCUGUUUACCGGUGGUUGUGAGGCGCUAGGGGAAGAUCGAGAAGCAUUCAAGCAACUACUCACGUCACUGCACGAUACCACACGCAUACCGAACGUGUUGCAAUCGCUAAAAUUUCUCGAAAUAUAUUGGGCUGAUGGAGCACAGAAUGAGGAUGAAGAUUGGAGCCAUUUCCUAGAUCGAAUGAGUUUCGACUUCAUUCCGUACUAAGUCCAUGUAUAGGAUUGACUCAUGAUAACGAAUAACGCCGGCCCGAAGAAUACGACCUAUAAUUUCUAUAUGGCUAAUUUGACGCUCAUCCCGAAUGACAUCCAUGGAUGUAUAGCGACGAUGUACGUGUUUGGUGUUGACUUCUUUCUUGUAACAUACUGCAGUAUACCCAACAAUGUAAAUGAUGAUACCUCGCUCGUUCUUG